Molecule: messenger RNA, 798 nt
Organism: Rhipicephalus sanguineus (brown dog tick)
Lineage: Eukaryota; Metazoa; Arthropoda; Arachnida; Ixodida; Ixodidae
Product: voltage-dependent calcium channel subunit alpha-2/delta-1-like
Exons: 8
Coding region: 1-798 (265 amino acids)
Cellular component (GO): voltage-gated calcium channel complex
Molecular function (GO): voltage-gated calcium channel activity
Source: RefSeq, a predicted model, not a curated record
AUGGGUCGUCCGAAGCUAAAUCGCACUCCUGAGGAAGAAGGAUCCGAGAAGCGAGGCUUGCGGCUGCGCGAGAACGAAAUCGACUGCGCCGAGCAGAUCCCGAAAACGAUAUACCGAUGGGCAAACGAGCUGGAUACGACCCUGGUGGCGAGAUUAACUUCGAUAUCGGGCAUCGAGACGCUACGAAAUAGCUACGAGAAUGCCGACAAGUUGAGCUUUGUGGAAGUGAACGGCGCGGAGCUGCUGCUGAAAAUGACCUUGGAGAUGGAGAAGAACUUGCAGCGCAAGAAAAACGCACUCAAGCGUUUGGUGAAAAAGGCGGAGGAGACAGUGGUGAAGCACAAAUACGCGUCCGAUCUCACGCGGAACGAGGUGGGCGCCGUCCUGAUGAAAGAACUCACGGAAGGCGACGGCAUGUUUCGCUACAGCGAAAAGUUCCACCGCUUCGUGAACGAGACGUAUUCCGGCGUACACGUCCCGCUGGAGAUCUUCGACGAAGACGCUGAGGUACUGAACGGACUCAAGUGGUCGCAGGCCUUGGACGCAGCCUUUCGACAGAAUGCCGAGAAGGACCCGGAUCUCCUGUGGCAGUACUUUGGAAGCAAAGUGGGAUACAUGCGGAUGUUCCCAGCAAAUCGUUGGAAGGUCGCCCUUGGAAAGCCCGACCUGUUCGACGUCCGGAUGAGAUCUUGGAGCGGAAGCAUGCACGGGCCGUCCAUGGAGAUCAUGAAGUUGUCGGUGAAGUCGCUGCUGAAGACCUUUGAAGAAAACGAUUUCGUCAAUGUGGCCUCGGUAUGA